Messenger RNA from Lepus europaeus (European hare), 1827 nucleotides. It is a transcript of the gene PCCB, whose product is annotated as propionyl-CoA carboxylase subunit beta. The coding region runs from base 38 to 1657 and encodes 539 amino acids. Gene Ontology annotation, cellular component: mitochondrion. The record is from RefSeq and is a predicted model, not a curated record. Lineage: Eukaryota; Metazoa; Chordata; Mammalia; Lagomorpha; Leporidae. The transcript is spliced from 15 exons. Gene Ontology annotation, molecular function: propionyl-CoA carboxylase activity.
CUGCACAUGCGUACUCAAGGGCACCGACUGAGCAAACAUGGCGGCGGCAAUGCGAGCGCUGGCGGCUGGAGCCAGGCUGCGCGUUCUCCCCGGGGGCCUGAGCACCGCGGUCCGCAGCCUUUGCAGCCAGCCCGUCUCGGUUAACGAGCGCAUCGAGAACAAGCGCCGCGCCGCGCUGCUGGGAGGGGGCCAGCGCCGCAUCGAAGCGCAGCAUAAGCGAGGAAAGCUGACGGCCAGGGAACGGAUCAGCCUCUUACUGGACCCUGGCAGCUUUGUGGAGAGCGACAUGUUCGUGGAACACAGAUGUGCAGAUUUUGGAAUGGCUGCUGAUAAGAAUAAGUUUCCUGGAGACAGCGUCGUCACUGGACACGGCCGAAUACAUGGGAGAUUGGUUUAUAUCUUCAGUCAGGACUUCACAGUUUUUGGAGGCAGUCUGUCAGGAGCUCAUGCCCAAAAGAUCUGCAAAAUCAUGGACCAGGCCCUCACCGUCGGGGCACCAGUGAUUGGGCUCAACGACUCUGGUGGAGCGCGGAUCCAAGAGGGGGUGGAGUCCUUGGCUGGCUACGCAGACAUCUUUCUGAGGAAUGUCGUGGCAUCCGGAGUCAUCCCCCAGAUUUCUCUGAUCAUGGGCCCGUGUGCUGGUGGGGCUGUCUACUCCCCGGCCCUGACGGACUUCACGUUCAUGGUAAAGGACACCUCCUACCUGUUCAUCACUGGCCCUGACGUUGUGAAGUCUGUCACAAAUGAGGAUGUCACCCAGGAGGAGCUGGGUGGUGCCAAGACCCACACCACCAUGUCAGGUGUGGCCCACAGAGCUUUUGAAAAUGACGUUGACGCCUUGUGUAAUCUCCGAGAGUUCUUCAACUUCCUCCCCCUCAGCAACCAGGACCCAGCUCCCAUCCGCGAGUGCCAUGACCCCAGUGACCGCCUGGUUCCUGAGCUUGACACAGUUGUCCCUUUGGAAUCUACCAAGGCCUACGACAUGGUGGACAUCGUACAUUCCGUUGUUGAUGAACGAGAAUUUUUUGAGAUCAUGCCACAUUAUGCCAAGAACAUCAUUGUUGGUUUUGCAAGAAUGAAUGGGAGGACUGUUGGGAUUGUUGGCAACCAACCUAAGGUGGCCUCAGGAUGCUUGGAUAUUAAUUCAUCCGUGAAAGGGGCUCGCUUUGUCAGAUUCUGUGAUGCAUUCAACAUUCCACUCAUCACUUUCGUUGAUGUCCCUGGCUUUCUGCCUGGCACAGCACAGGAGUACGGGGGCAUCAUCCGGCAUGGCGCUAAGCUUCUCUACGCAUUUGCUGAGGCAACUGUGCCCAAGGUCACAGUCAUCACCAGGAAGGCCUAUGGAGGUGCUUAUGAUGUCAUGAGCUCUAAGCACCUUUGUGGUGAUACCAACUAUGCCUGGCCCACAGCAGAGAUUGCAGUCAUGGGAGCAAAGGGUGCUGUGGAGAUCAUCUUCAAAGGCCAUGAAAAUGUGGAGGCUGCUCAGGCAGAAUACAUCGAGAAGUUUGCCAACCCUUUUCCUGCAGCAGUGAGAGGGUUUGUAGAUGACAUCAUCCAGCCUUCUACCACUCGUGCCCGUAUCUGCCGUGACCUGGAUGUCUUGGUUAGCAAGAAAGUACAUCGUCCUUGGAGGAAACAUGCAAAUAUUCCCUUGUAAACAAAUCAAAGAAGAAUGAACCAAGAGCUAAAAUUACUGUCUGACCAUUCAUACACCCCAUCUGACCUUUUGUAUUCAUGAAACCUGUGGCCAAGAUUACUAAAUUCUAGAAGCAUUUCUUUCAUGCCUUAUUGUAAAAUUUUUUGCUUUAUUAAAAAUUUUAAUUGAUA